Suillus subalutaceus is the source of this 3496-nucleotide messenger RNA. RefSeq names its product timeless protein-domain-containing protein. The record is from RefSeq and is a predicted model, not a curated record. The coding region runs from base 18 to 3389 and encodes 1123 amino acids. The transcript has 11 exons. Gene Ontology annotation, molecular function: DNA binding. NCBI's taxonomy places the organism in Eukaryota, Fungi, Basidiomycota, Agaricomycetes, Boletales, Suillaceae. Gene Ontology annotation, biological process: DNA repair; replication fork arrest; DNA replication checkpoint signaling. Gene Ontology annotation, cellular component: replication fork protection complex.
CGCAGGACCACUCAUCCAUGGAUGACGAGGUCGUUUCUAUUCACUCAUCCCAUGAGUUCGGCAUGGAAGAAGUCGACAGAAGAGCUAUUCUCGAGCCUGUCGUCCAACGAGUCGUCGAUGCACUUGGUGGUUACGAAGGUGGCGCCUACCGCAUGGGCGAUGAAGUUAGCGGUUGUCUCCGAGAUCUGAAGAAGCUCUGGCGGAAGGACGACACAGAUGAUGAGCGUACGGUGGCGCGCAUAUUUUGGGAGACUCGGGUCCUCCCAAACGACCUCGUACCGAUAUUGUUGGCGACUGCAGGCAAGGGACUCGUGGAAGACAAGCGGGCUAUCGCAUGUGCAGACUUGAUGACCGCCAUGACCUGGCCAAUUGAUAUGGCGGAAGAGCUACAGGAGCUGGAUGAGGAGCUUGAUAAAGGGACGGACUAUACUCAGUUGAUGUUCAGCCAUCUCAAUUACAAGGCUGCGCUUCUGACGCCAGGCGUCAUGCAAGCCCUCUUCGGGAUCGUUCUCCCGCCAAUCUCAAAGCCCGCAAAGGAGAGGAAGGAGCGUGACGGACAGAUAGUGAAUCUGAUUCUGCAUCUCAUCCGGAACUUGAUAUUUAUCAAGGACCUCCCUGCAAAUACGCACCUGAGCGCGGACCAGGCGGAGUACUCGAGUUUGCAGACUAGACUUGUGAAAGCGCUCUCGGAAACACAUACACUGGAUUUGCUCCUAACCAUUGCUGCCAAUACGUCCAACGAUUCUCUUUUCAACGCAUCAAAUACUCUUGUACUCGAGAUAUUCUACCUGUUAUUCCGCGGCGUAAAACCUCAUCUACUGGCUAUAGACCAGUCAAAACAACCAGUGCAAAACCUUCAUCGGCUGCUUGCUGCAGAGGACAAGAAAAAGAAAGACUUGGCAAAGAAUGCAUCUUCACGGCACUCCCGUUUUGGGACAACUAUUUCCGUCCAGCUUAAGCCGAGCAAGAAACCAGUAGCUCCAGAUGCAGACACUGAAGGUCCAAACGAUCCAGCCUCUGGUUCCAGACCGCUCGUCCUUCAUCGCCAAGCGGCUAUCACGCGGGAGUCUGGGAGCGUUCUCGACUUUGCGAAGCGUUCUAAGGCUCGGAAAAGCAACAAAAUUGACGAAUUAGCCCGCGAGGACAAUCUAUCUGUAGAAGCCAAGAUAGUCCUUCAGGGUUUUGGCCGCGAAUUUGUGGAGUCAUCGUUUAAUCCGUUCCUCCGCUCUCUGCUCAAAGACAUCAAAUCCGAACGCCCGAAGAUCAAAGAAAAGGAUCAUCUUCGGUUGCUCUACGUCACGAAGUGGUUCCUUGAAUUUUUCCUUACAUCCCGCUCCAACGAAAAAGCCGUCGAAGGACAGCGAAAAUGGAACCUCGGGCUAGUCGCGGAAGUUACCGACCGCGGGUGGAUCAUUUGGGUCCUGAAGCGGAUGAGACAAGCCAUGGAUGAAAAGCCAAAAAUGUGGAACGAGCUGCAAGCGGGAAUAGAAUGCCUUACUCAACUCCUUCUCCUGAUCGACAUCAUGUCUUCGUCGGUAAUCUCCGACCCUCAGCUCAAUGAGGCUGCAGCUAUCUUACAACAACAGCUGAUUUAUAAUGGCGAAGUUCUUGAUAUCUCGCUCGAAAGCCUUCGAUCUUACAAGGAAGGGACGCAAUCACUAGCCUAUUUAAAUGCCAGCGUGCAUCUCGCUUACGCCUUGCUACGGAUGUUGGAACGGUGGGGGAAAGAGAAUACCGGGGCAGUGUACGUCAGGAAAAAGAAGCCGGGUAAGAGGAAGAAGACCACAGGCCAGCGACUAGCUGGUGAAGAUGGUGUGCCUGAUUUCGAGAGCGAACCUGAUGGAGAUAGUGAGGAGGAGGUCGUCCACGAGACAAUGUUCACCUUUGAUGCCUUUGAAAUGAAAUUUGCGAAUUCGGAGAUAACCAAGACCCUUCUGACAUAUCUCUCUCGCUACAGAGACUUCGAUUCCCCUGAGUUCAUGAAGAGGGCAGUGAACUUGAUCCACCGGCAAGUCGUCAAAGCUAAGGCAGAAGGGCUGUAUUUCAAUGUUUCGACACUCAAUCUUUUCAAAGUAAUUCUGGAUGAUCAAAAGUCGUUGCCGAAAGAUCAGUCGUCCAAGGACCUUGUGAAAUUGGUCAAUUUCAUUUUACACAGGUUCUUCAAGGCGUUGGAAGGAGAGCCAUUCCUCGCGGUGGAGGCAUUCUUCCCCAAGAACCGCGGACACUGGAAACUGUACUCGAGCUGGGAACCGGAACAGAAAGGCCGCCAUGAACGCGAGACAGUAGAAGAUACCAGAUUCCCUCCCGAGGUGCAAGUCAAGAAGGGAUACUCUUGGAGCGAGCAAAUCGGAAUUGCAAUAGCGGCCCUAGUGGACGAUGGGAAGACAGAACUGGUAGAAUGGGUCAAAGACAUCCUGGUGCUAGUCAUUCGUCAGCGCAAUAACAUCAUCGAGGAGACGGAUGAUAAGCCCAAAGACGAAGACACUGACCUGGACGAUGAUGAACAGAAGAAGCUAACUCCCUCUGCAGAAGCAAUCUCCAAAUUUAUUGAUUACUUGAUACCAUACAUCAGCGAUGAACAUGCGGAAGCCGCAACGAAGAAUUCGAUAUUGAAGCUCAUGUUUCGCCUGUUAAAGUUCACUAUUUAUGAUGAUGAUGGCGACGAAUUGCAGUGGACCGUUCCAGCAGCAAUUCUUCCUUCUGAUCUCCGGAGCAGCUUCAAUGUCAUUGAUCAAUUCCUCCAGCAUCCCAUCGAUCUUGAUGGCAAGAAGGCUUCACAGCUCUUGAGCAAGAAACCCCGUCGGCAUCGAAGACGUCGAUCACCCUCUAACUCUGAUAUCGAACUUGUUGACGAUGACGAGCCCAAGCGCAAGAGACGGGAGAAGAAAAAGAAGGAGGAAACCCAAUACAAGUCAGCACAGUUCAUUGAGGACAGCGAUGCGGAGUACGGUGAUAUGGAGGCCUUCCUCGAAAGGGAAAAGGCAUUAAGAGAUAAAGCUGUCAUGGCAGCCGCGCAAAGUGGCAAGAUCGGAACCAUGCGAGCGACAGGAACUAAAAAACGGCGGAGAAAAGGUAAAGAUGUUGAGGCUAGGAAGAAGGGUAAGGUAGGGAACCCCGAGAAUCAACCGGCAGGAGAGUCUAGUGCCGAUGAAAAUGUCUCAGACGGUGAAGAUGACAUUUUCGGCACCAUGCGGAGAAGUCGCUCUAGUACACCAGAAUCUCAGCCCGCACCUAGGGCGCGCCCGAGACCCCGGCCGGUUCCAAAGCGUUCUGCAAAGCAAGCAAUGUCAACGGAUGCCGAGAGCCAAGACAAUUCAGGGAUGGACACAGCGGGCGUUCGACGUACCGGGACGGGGCGGUUGGUCCUUUCCGAGGAUGAUGAACUGUAACAAUCCAUCCGUCAUGCUUGUCGUCAUCCCGUUUAGAUGUAAUACUGAUUUAUCUUCAUGUUUUGAAGUGUUGCACAAACGCUAUUAAAUGCGUCGUAAAAGCUCGA